Molecule: messenger RNA, 4851 nt
Organism: Notolabrus celidotus (New Zealand spotty)
Lineage: Eukaryota; Metazoa; Chordata; Actinopteri; Labriformes; Labridae
Gene: edrf1
Product: erythroid differentiation regulatory factor 1
Exons: 25
Coding region: 407-4153 (1248 amino acids)
Biological process (GO): positive regulation of DNA-templated transcription
Source: RefSeq, a predicted model, not a curated record
AACACAUUGUGGACAUUACUGCUCAAGCUAACGUGCACUCUGACAACAACAUACUAUGUGCUGACUGAGAGAGAAGAAACUGAAGGGUGUGAGAACUGAACACUUGUAAGGUUAAAAUAACAACAUUAGCCUUUGUUCUGAGUUUCGUUUAGCUUGUCUUUAGCAACGAUCUUUUGUCGCUACACUUAUUGUAUGGCUCAACGAAUAAGCUUUGAUGUUUCGAUGAGCUAGCCUGUCAAGCUAGCAGACUGAAGAAAUCACUAAUAAGUUUAGCUCAAUGAUCAACGUGCCUCACGCGUUAUGUAGCUUAUAUAUAGAAUGUCAGUGAGUUACCCAAGCCAUGGAUAGAUACUCUGGUUGAUAAGAAGUCGCCAAUGUCUGAGAGUUGAACAGACUUGUGUCCAGUAUGAGUGCAUCAGCCGGGGACAGAGAGCCUGCUGGGACUCCCCUGGAUAACGCAAAGGAAGAGAUCAGUGGUCCUACCUGCACAGGAGACAACAGCAAACAUGAUUCUGCAGUUUGCUCAGGCAACACUGAAAUAAAGAGCCGUGCUGUGGUCAAGUACUCGGCUGCUCCUCCUCCAACCAGCUAUGCCCUGCUGCAGGAGAAGACAGACCUGAAGCUGCCGCCCGCAAACUGGCUGAGAGAAAACCCCCAGCUGGGCAGCGCUGGCACCACUGUGCUAGGGUCCAGCAGCAAAAGCAAACCUUUUUCCAGUUUCGGGAUGGCCUAUGACUUCAUUGACUGCAUCGGGGAUGAUGUUGACGUGGUAUCAGACUCAGAGAACAUCAAGAAGCUUCUGAAAAUCCCGUACAGCAAGUCCCAUGUCAGUAUGGCUGUUCACCGCGUGGGGAGAACGUUGCUGUUGGACGAGCUGGACAUUCAAGAGCUCUUCAUGAGCUCUUCUCAGACAGGAGACUGGACAUGGCUAAAGGAGUUUUACCAGCGGCUCAUAGAUCAGAAAUGGCAGAGGAAAAAGAAGAGUAAAGAGCACUGGUAUCAGAAAGCAAUUCUGUCAAAGUUCCUCUACUACAGUAUUAAUGGAGAUGGAGCUGCAGAGCCUGUACCAGACAAUCUGAAUGAAGGAGAAGAGGAGAACGAGUCAGAGGAGUUUAGUUCUUCAUGGCCGACCACCUUCACCAGCACAUCGUCAGAUGCAGAAGAACAAGACGCUUCCAAGCAGGAAAGUGUUCCCAUGGAUAGCAAAUUUGCUUUGGGCCAGGUGACAUCAGUAUUUAAAGAGCAAAACCUGCCUAUGCUCUUCAACGAAGGAGAGAACAGCCAGGGUUUAAGGAACGACUUUGUGCGAAACAUCAUGUGGACAUUCGAGGACAUCCACAUGUUGGUUGGGUCCAACAUGCCUAUAUUUGGAGGAGGCCGCUAUCCUGCCGUCAGUCUGAGACUCAGGGACAACAAUAAACCAAUCAACAUUCUGACAGGUAUUGACUACUGGCUCGACAAUCUGAUGUGUAACGUCCCAGAGCUUGUCAUGUGCUUUCACGUCAAUGGCAUCGUUCAGAAAUAUGAAAUGAUAAAAACAGAGGACAUUCCUCACCUGGAGAACUCAACUUUCUCUACGAGGGUGGUGAAAGAUAUCGCUCAGAAUAUCCUCUCCUUCCUCAAGUCCAACUGCACCAAAGAGGGUCACACCUACUGGCUUUUCAAAGCUAGUGGGAGUGACAUUGUGAAGCUUUAUGAUCUUACUACUCUGUGUGAAGAGGCGGAAGAAGAGAAAUGCCAGAAUCCCUUCACUCUUCCUGUGGCUGUGUUACUAUACAAAGUUGCCAGCAACUUGAUGCUAAAGGCGAGGCAGAACAGGAAGCACUACGGCACAAUCAGAACUCUGCUCUUAAACUGCGUCAAACUUCUGGAUCAGGAGAGGCAUCCUCAGAUCAUCGCCUCGGCUCACUACAUGCUGUCCGAGCUGUUCCAGCUUGACGAGCCUCCCCAAGAAGACGGAGGGGAGUCGCUUCAGGCCGGGGGAUCUGAGGACAGCUACAGUGAUGAAGACAGGGAGGAAGAGGAGGAAGAAGAGGCAGAGCUGCUGGAGAACAGUGAUGAGAACAGCUCGUACAGUUCCUGCUCCAGAUCUCAUGAUGACAGUAAAGCUGUGGCGGUGAUCCGCUCUGUAGGGGAGCUGUCGGUCCCGGAGAAAUACAAAUCUACUCACCAAAUCAGACCAAGUGGCCCUUUCCCUGUUUCCCACGACAAGGAGGAACGAUGCAGACAUGUCUUGAGCUGCGUACUGAAGGGACUGAAGGCAGUGGAUGGAAGUAUCAAGAAGGAGAGUGAUCUCCCAGCUGCAGAUCCAAACACACCCAUUCCAUUAAAGUAUGAGGACAGGAGUGCAGCGGAAGCCUGCGCUGCUGAGACAGGCAUCUCUCUGCUGAUGGAAAGAGCAGGGCCAUUACAUGCAGACCAGAAGCACCCAUUACGCUCAGGGAUGAUACCCGGCUCAUGGCAGCACCGCAUGAAGCUUCAGCUCUUCCUCAAAGCUUCCAAGGCCUACUAUGUCCUGUCUGACGCUGCCACCAACCUGCUCAAGUACGGACGAGCUCUGCGCUACAUCAAGCUGUCAUUACAGAGUUAUGAUGCCUACUGUUCAGUGAGCGGUACUCUGCACCCACAGGUGCUGCACUUUCACAGCCACUGCCUGUCACUGUGUGGGGACAUCCAACUGAUGCUGGCCCAGAAUGCACACAACAGAGCUGCUUACCAGGAGGAGUACAGCUACCAGACCAAAGAGGACCAGGAGAUCCUGCACAGCCUACAAAGAGAGAGCAGCUGCCAGGCCUUCAACAUGGCAACAGACCUGGCCAUGGACCCAGAGUACCAGCUGUUUAUUAGCAAUAAGUGCUAUGAAGCGGCGUAUGAUCUGCUCAUCUCUGAGGCUUUGACGGAUCACGACUCAGAUCAGCUGGCUCAGGUGCUCAAAAGGCUGGGAAACAUCCGUAAUGAGAUGGGAGUCUAUUACAUGAACCAGGCUGCAGCCAUGCAGACUGACAAAGAAGUGAAAAAGUCGGUGUCGGUAGCAGAGCAGGAGAUGUGGAAAAAGAGUUUUUCCUUUUUCGAGAAAGGCAUGAAGGACUUUGAAGCCAUCAGGGACAGAACUAACACGGCCUUGCUGCUGUGUAACACGGGCAGGCUGAUGAGGAUCUGUGCUCAGGCUCACUGCGCCGUCUCUGCAGACCAAAGCAGAGGGGAGUUUUCACCUGAGGAGGCGCUUUACUACAACAAGGCAAUAGACUACUACCUGCAGGCUAUGAAGUCACUUGCAAGUCGAGAAAGCCACCCAGCAGUGUGGGACAGUGUGAACUGGGAACUCUCCACCACUUAUUUCACCCUGGCCACACUUCUGCAGGACUACGCGCCUCUGUCCAGGAAGGCCCAGGAGCAGAUCGAGCGUGAGGUUACCGAGGCGAUGAUGAAGUCUCUGAGGUACUGUGACCUGCAGACUGAGUCGGCUCGUCAGCCACUCUACCAGUACAGAGCUGCCACCAUUCACCACCGUCUGGCCUCCAUGUACCACAGCUGCUUCCGCAACCAGGUGGGGGAUGAGCACUUGAGGAAGCAGCACCGCAGCCUGGCAGAGCUUCAUUACAGCAAAGCCGUCCGUCUGUUCCUCAGCCUCAAAGAUGCUCCCUGUGAGCUGCUCCGCACGCUGCUGGAGAGGGUAGCCUUCGCUGAGUUUACUAUGGCAGGUCAGAGCAGCAGCACGGCGAAGCUUAAGAGCCUGACUGGAGCAAUCGAGAUCAUGACAGAAACUCGCUUUGCUUUCCAGAUGAUUCAUAAAGAGCUGCUGGAGGAGCAGACGGAGCUGAAUGAACCAAAACCGUCUGAAUCAGCAGAGUGUCCUGACGUAGCUGGCGGACCCGGCUCUGGACUGAAUAUCCAGGAAGUGAUGAAGUUGAUCGGAGUGUUUGAGCCGAGUUUCUCCUUCCUGAUGCUGCAGGUGAUCAAACUGAUGACGACAAUGAAACGGAAACCAAGCAAUAAGGACGAGGAGCUGUUGAAAACCUACAAGAAUGUGUACUCCAAGCUGCUGCGAGCCGAGAAGAACGCCCCACUCCUCAGUCGCGUCUUGCUCCACAUGGAGCUCCUGCAGCAGCUGACCUCACAAACAGAAAGUGAGGACGCCGGGGCCCAUUCGUGAUAGCUGCAUAAAUCACAGUGAGGAAUACAUUCAAGACUUCAACUCCGCCCUCUGCACCCACUCUGGGGAGCACUCGGACACCUUCGUUACUGACUACACAUGCUCAGGCAACACUCUGAAUUACAGUUUCAAAGCUAAUUCACCUCCUGCGCCUUUAAAUGAAUGACUCAUUUUUUAACAUUUGCAUCACAGGUUUUGAAUUGUACAUUUGUGUUAAAAGACGUGUAAAUUCAGAAGUUAUUAUUUAAUUUUCUUAUUCGUUAAGGGGUUACAGUACACGCGUGGAGCUCCUAUGUGUGGGAUUUGUUUACUGUUCUGAACAUCACCUGGGUUGCCUCAUUUUUCUACAAACAUACAGCAAACAAAAAACAGUAUCAUCGUGUGUUAAUUCUACACAUAGGAGCUAAUAAAGCAUUUCGCACAUGCUCAGAAAAGCAUUCAUUUUGGUUAAAUAAGUGGUGUUUUGAUAUUCAAUAAUACCAGUAAUGCUGUGAAUAAAACAGACUGAAGUGUGGCCGAGGGCUGACAAGUUCUAAUAAGCUUGAACACCAUAUUUGCUUUCCAAAACAAAAUGUGCAAUAGUUUGGCAACAUUCAAUGCAAACUCAGAGGCUUGUGUCCACAAUGCUGUAUGUGUUGAUGUGAGUUUAUAUCAGCAUGGUUUGCUGUGACAUGAAAAUAAACGGUUUGUAAAUUUUA